AUGACCACAGACACGAGGUACCGUGAGUACGAAGAUACCGAUUCCGAAUCUGAAGACGACCCAUCCGAGGAGUGCGAGGACGAUCGUUGCACCGGUCCGCAUUUACCCAUAUGGCAUUGCGUCGAUUGCGACACCUCAUAUUGCAGGUGCGCCACUUUUUCUUCUCCAAUCUGUGCAAUCUUUCUUAGCCAACCUUUCUCCUCCAACCCAGAAUCUUUCUCCUCCAAUCCUCACAAUUCAUCCACUGAUGUUGUCCAAGUGACUGCUGGGGUCGGCAAGGCCCUCAUAAGCCCAAGAAAAAGGGCCGAGAUGGCGUGCCUCACGAACAGACAGAUCCUCACAUAGUGCGCCGUCUUAAAGCCACUCUCCACCCCACCAGAAAUCCUCGAGAAAUCCAGAAGCUUCACGAGGAAGAUGGAACCACCAAGUGGUUUGGCGUCGCGAGAGAUCUCUCCGGCCGGCCCAAUUUCGAGGACUAUGGCCGAUACGCCACUCUCAUGGCCAGCAUUUCGCCCAUUGAGAGCAUGGGCAAUAGAUAUCCGCAGCUUGUAUCCUUCAUUGGAGUCACAAAUGCCGGCAAAUCGACCUUGAUCAAACUGCUGGUGAAUCACGAAGCCCAGAACGCUAACACGGAAAAUAUCAACAUGUUUCCUUCACCAAUCGUUGGCAGCGUAGUCAACGACACACUUCCUACAUCUGGCGACGUUCACCUCUACGCAGACCCGGCCACGCACGCAGAGCAGCUUCCAAUCUUGUACGCGGAUUGCGAGGGUUUUGAGGGGGGUGAGCGGGUGCCACUGGGAGCCCGUUCGCGACACAGGAGACAAGCAUCGGACCAAGAUGGCAGGGACCUCUCGACCCCGGGCCAUGUACAUUCUCGACCCAUUGAGUGGGCCAACUCGGAAGAAGCGCGCCAGCGAGAGUACGCCGUCACUAGGCUGUACCCUCGCCUGCUGUACACGUUCUCCGACUGCGUGGUGUUUGUCCUUCGCAACCCCAAGACAUUCCAAUCCGCCGUCUUGACAAAGCUGCUGGAUUGGGGAGCCAGCUCCCUCGAGAAAUCGAUAAAUCAGCCCGCGCUGCCUCACUGUAUCGUUGCGCUGAACGGAUCAGAUCCUGGAGUCGAAGACAAGGAGUGGGACGUCAAUUUUGCAACUCAGAGUCUGCUCACAUCGGUCAAGGGAGCUCUCGACCACGUUGAAGGUGUGCCGCGGUUUAGAGAAUUGGCCGACUACUGGCGAGGUCUCGGAAAACACAUCUAUUCUGUCGAAGAUCUCAUUCUACGAUACUACAGCUCUUUCAAGGUCAUUCGGAUUCCCAGCAAGCCACGUUAUACCACUAUCAACAAUCAAAUCGCCAAACUGCAAGGCAUCAUUCGAGCCAACUGCGAGGAAUCGUUCCGUAGCAAGCGAAGAGCGCGAAUGUUGACAACUGCCGAUGAGCUCAAUGUCUACCUGCAGAGCGGCUUCGACCACUUUACGACGCACCUGGAUGUACCAUACAACUUCAUGCAAAUUUCACUUUUACGGAAUCCCAUCCCAAACGACUUCGGCGGGCACAUUCUCCAGCUAUGCACGACCAUCAGCUCGCAACAGCCAAAUCAUCAGCAUGGACGGAUAUCAUGGAUAUUCGAGAAACUGAGCGUGAUGCUGGCGUCGUGCGUCCUUCUCGAUUGUGCCCGCUUCCGCAAAGGUCGAGUGGACGAGCUCUUCUCAAACUACGAGAAAUUCUUCGACUGGGCCAUGGGCGAGUACCUUGAAAUGCACUACCCGUGCUCAUAUAUCAGCGCAGACGGCACCCGGCAGUGUAUGGUCGUGAAAGCGCGACAUCAAUCGAAAGGACACCAAGAUGAAAAUGGAAUCAUCGCAGCCGGUGACUACCAGGCCGCAUUCGAUUCGACAUUUCUACCGCAGUGGAAGUCUCAACUGCGCUCUGCUAUUGGCAGCAUCCAGCGCGACUUCCAAUAUGAGCUCGAACAGGCUUCCCAGACUGCAGAAGUUCACGCAAUUCCUGAAGAGCGGAUCGCGCUCGAUCUGCAUGGCGAACACCUCAACCAAUUCUUCGAAGCAGUCGGGCCGGCAUCGUCUAUCUGCAGCCAUGCAACGUGCUUCUGCUGUCUGAUGGAUGUUCCGGAGCACCCGCUGCCUUGCGGGCAUGUGCUGUGUACAGCAUGCAUCAAGGCGUUCGGAAAGCAGGUCAAGUCGACCAUCGUGGUCCCUUGCUGUCCAUUGCAUUUUGAAUCGACUAGGUGGGCGAGACCAGCCGUCAUCAAGUUGAAGCCGAGCGGAGCUGGAGUUCGGAUUUUGUCGUUAGACGGCGGCGGCAUUCGAGGUAUUGUACAGCUCGAAGUGUUGCGAGCCAUUGAGCAAACACUCGCAAGCCACCUGCCCGUCCAGUCCUUCUUUGAUCUGAUCGUCGGGACCGGAACCGGUGGACUGGUCGGACUCGCUCUGACCAUGAACGACCGCAGCAUUGAGUCUUGCAUAGACAUGUUCUCAGCGAUCUGUGAGCACGCAUUCACGCCUCGACUGAAGGGCGUCCCGUUGAUCAAUCAGAUCGCGCAAAUGUUCGGCACAGGGCCUAAGUACAAGACGAAGCCCUUGUAUGCUGCACUGAAGGAGGCUUUCUCGGAAGAUGACGACCUUUUUGGUACGAGCGAGAAGCGACGAAACGGCGCACGAGUAGCAAUGACUUCGACGAGUGUCACUGGUCAGGAAACAAUCCUGCUUGCAAGCUACCGUCGACCAGAGGACCUCUUACCGACUUAUUCCUUUGAGCGACCCCACGACCCAGAUAUGGAAAUGAAAACGCACGAAGCGGUCGCUGCGGCGCUUGCAACGCCUUCUUACUUCCGUCCAUUUGUUUACCAUGGCAAGACCUAUCUUGAUGGCGGGUUGCGAAGCCCUAAUCCUGCUCUCAUUGCUGAUAGAGAGCGGAGGCUCAUCUGGCCUGACGUGGGAGAGCCUGACAUGUUCCUAUCACUCGGCACUGGGCAGAACAGAAUCACGGUGUUGCAAAAGCUGUCAGAAAAGCAGCCAGAUCAAGUAGUAGCUGGAGCGACUGUCUCUUCCAGCCCGAGAAAAGCGCCUUCGAAAUGGCGACCGCGGCGUGUUGACGAUGUCCUGGAUGCUGAGCUUGCUUGGGCCUCGUUUCGAAGUACCGCAGUAGGGGAGAAGUCAGAAGCAAGAGGUCGCCGAUUUAUUCGCUUCAACCCAGACCUGGACCGCGAGCCACCUGCCGCUGACAGCAAAUCCGACAUGAUAUCUUUGCAAACCAAUGUGAGAAAACGCCUACAGACUGCGCAUCGACAGGCCGCAUUGCGGAAUGUGGCACACAGACUAGUAGCGUCUUGCUUCUACCUAGAUUUGCAGUCAAAGGCUACCGCGGAGAAGAGCGAGCAGGUGUGCAGCGGUGUGAUCACCUGCAGAUUUGAAGACGGCAGCAAUGAUAUGCGCGCUCUCGGCAGAAUACUGGAAGAUCAGAGAAGGGAGGAGGAGUUUGAACCUUUCUUCCUGGUCAGACCAGAUAAGGAUCACAACGACUUUGCCUUCAAGGUCACAAUCACGAUGGACGUUAUUCGAGGCAUGACCGAUUCCGCCCUCUUUGCCCUCCCAAAUCUUUACAUCCCGCUUCGCAACGAGACAAGGCCCACAUCGAUCAAUCUGUUCCUCUCCCCGCACGACGGAUUGGAGCCGAAUGGAUUCCCCAUCAGCAAUUUCCCACGUGUGCUGCUCGGUGAGCAACAAGUUCGGGAUCCUCGACGCCAACCCAGGAGCAGCUCCGAGCAGACCACCCGCAAAUCGGUCAAUCGGUUCAGAUCUGGAGACGGAGAUUCAAUCUCUCUCAAUGGUGCGCCAAUGGCGUCCAACAAAACCAGCAGCAGCGAUGACGAUUCAUGGAAGGAUGGAAACACGAAGUUUUCAAUUGCUUCUGGCACCACGGCGACUUCGAAUAUGUCGCUCGCGGACCUCAUUGCAUCACACCAAUCCUCCGGCAGCAGCGUCAAAGGAGGGCGCACAAAUCGAUUCUGGACGUAUAUCGGCAACAACCACAUGGCUCAGCAUCCUGAGCUGUACUCCGCAGAAGAGCUUGCGAAGCAUGGAGUCACGUACGACCCCAGCAUGAAGCCACCGGCAGAUCUAGCAGCGAACGAGCCUAUGGACGCAACAGAAAGGGUGACAGCUUCACCUUCGUUACGAUCACGGCACACAUUACCGCGAGACGCGGUAGAAAUGUCUGAGCUCGAAGCAAGAGAAAAGAAACUAGAGGAAAAGCUUUCGAAAGAAGUCGAACACGAGGAAUUCUACGCCCUCGCGCGAGAACACGCACAAUCGCAAAUCAGAAUCUCCCAAUCGUCGAGUCCAAAUAACCACCAUCCAGCACAACUCAGACCAGCGACAUACGCGCCGUCCGGCAAUAGAAAGCAACAGCAAGCACAACAGAAAUCCCAACAGCAACCACCCCAGCGGCGACUCGACAUACCCAGCAUGUGCGAGACCGAAUUCGAAGAGGAAGGAGAUUGGGUUUCCAGCUACAGUGGUUCGGAGGAACAUUGCUCAGAGGCGACGGCUAGCCCUAUGAUUCAGGUACGCUUCCGCAACACCAUCGAUUCCAUCUUAAGUCUGUAUAACGACAAGAACGGUGGUGUAUUGUAUUAAUACUACAUAUUGAACACGUCUGUUAAUACUUUGGUGUGGUUUCCGCAGUCUUCCAAGCCGCCUCCCCUGUUGUAUCAGCAGAAUAACAAGAGUCAGGAACGCUUGCAUGAGAGGGAGAGAUCGCGGACGCCGCCGAGGAGGUACAGUGACUUGGAGAAGGAGAUUGCGGAGAGUUUCCGGCUGGAUGAAAGGUGAGUUACCCUAACAUCUGAAAAGGAGCAAGGACACCACUGGUUGGGGUUUGACCGCUGAAUUUUGGUGAUUUUUUAGUACGACUUCUGCUCUGGAUAAAUGGUUGACAUCGCAGAAGAGUUCUGCUUCGUUGUCGCGGAAGACGGAACGCUUGAAGGCUGUCCAGGAGGAGGCGGAUGAGUGA
Messenger RNA from Lecanosticta acicola, 5034 nucleotides. The record is from the annotation of a GenBank genome assembly. NCBI's taxonomy places the organism in Eukaryota, Fungi, Ascomycota, Dothideomycetes, Mycosphaerellales, Mycosphaerellaceae.